UCCAUGCAAGAAGAAGUUGGCAAAACAGUUGCCGCCUCGGUUGCAGAGUCGAGCAACAUCGUCCUUCAAGCCCUUGACGCCGUCAGGGCCCAGCUCAACGGGCAAACCUCCUCUCUUGAUCAGCAGGUGCAGUCCGCCAUUCAGCCGUCGCUCGAUGAGAUCGGUAAGAGGUUUCAGAAGCAGUUCGAUGUUCAUGCGGCGCGCCUGGAUGAGCAUGAUGAGAGGAUGGACAAGCAUGACGAGAAGCUGCAGGCUUUGCAGGGCGAGCUGGCUGAGUUCAAGAAGUUGCUCGCGGUCGCGGAGGAGAGGCCCGUGGUCCCCGUCGCGGUGCCGUCUGGCUUCUCCCGCGACCCUGACCACACGCUCGUGGUGGUCAUGUCGCAGGUGCCGACCACCUUCGCCUCGGUCAAGAAGUCGCUGGACGAAUGGCUGCGGUCCUUGGCGUCCAAGCCGGAGGACUACAAUAUUGAGGCGGCGGGGCCUUCGCCUAGCCGCCGCUUCCUCAUCAAGUUUGGCGGGUUCGUUGCGCCCGCGACCCGUAAGGUGCAAAUGGUUCUUUCCAAGCUUCGCGAGAACGGCGUCUGGAGAGAGUUCUGGGCUGAGGUCGACGGUGCGCCUGCGUGCCGUCUCCACCUUGGCCCUGACAAGAGGCCGCAGCAGGUCAAACAAGAGAUCACACUGCGCAAGUGCAAGGAUGCCCUCCAGGAGUUGCGCGGUGCGGGCUCCAGGAUCUUUCUGGACCGCCAGAGGGGGGUGCUUUCCAUCGGUUGGGAUAAGGUACUGCGGGUCGAGGUCUUCCACGGCGAGUCUCCCCCGAAGCUGUGGUGGGUCGUCGAUGGCCUGCAGAAGCAUCGGAUCUCGAAGGCGCAGGCCAUUGCAGCGACGAAGGCGCUCACGGCUGCUGGGGCGAAGGCUUGCUUGAAGAAGAACUACCUCGCGCGGCUGCAGCCGCACCGCGCGAUCGUGUCGCUGCAGGAGGUCCACCAGGACGAGCUCCAGCUGCGCGCGUUCAUGAACCAGGUCUACCCCGAGUCCGUGCUGAUCACGAGCUUCGUUGGCGUGGAGAGGACGGACCGCGUCAAAGGUGGGGUCGCGUUUUUGCUCCCGAAGCUAUCAAUGGCGGGAGGGACUAUGUCGACAGUCUCGCAUGAUAGCCUCGUGCCUGGGAGAGUGCUGAGAGUGGGUACCCAGAGGGGCGAUGUCUUACUCACUGUCUUCAACAUUCAUAAUCAUGGUUUGCGCUCGGACAACAUCCGUUGUGUGACUGCGUCCAUCGACGCUGCGCUGAGGGCCGCCCAGGACGACCCUGUUCGCAGACUUGUGGCGGUCAGCGGCGGUUUCAACUUUGCCGCGGAUGAGGCGCUCAUCCUGCACGCCCCCUCGGCCGCCAUUCGGCGGUCGCGCCGUCGGCUGCGCUGCCGGGCUACGAUCUGGAGGAGGUCGCUGGCGCGCAUGCUCGAGCUCGAGGGCGACGAGCCGACGCACUACGUCAAGGACACCAGCGAGUCGUCCUGCAUCGACAGGGUCUUCUGCUCCCUGGCCAGCUGGCCGGCCUGCCAGAUGUACAUCGCUUCGUCGACGGUCGAGUCGGCGGCCGCUGUCUCUGACAAAAAGAUAUCGGAUCAUGUUGCUGUGGUUGUCUCUUUCUCAACUCGCGCCCCUAAGCCUGCGGCUGAGCGCCCUGUCCCACGCGAGCUGUGCCGCGAGCCGUUCUUCCUGGAGCGUUUGGCUGGUCUCAUUCGGAGUGGUCUUGCCGCGUCCAACGUGAGGCUGCCGAAGCUCGUCGCCGUGAGCUCCAAGCUAGACAGGAAAAAGAAGGGGGGUGCACGGCAGGUGCGUUUGCAGCUGCGUGUGCUGGAGAAGAAGGCAAGGUUGUGGUCUCCGAUCGGCGAGCGUCUGUCCCUCUCGGGCGUGGCCGACUCCUCCUCGCACAGCGUCGCGACUGACCCCUCCGACCGCACCGAUGCCCUAGGGAAGUAUUGGGGCCCUGUCUUUGCCAAGAAGACGUUCGCU
Molecule: messenger RNA, 2013 nt
Organism: Prorocentrum cordatum
Lineage: Eukaryota; Dinophyceae; Prorocentrales; Prorocentraceae
Source: the annotation of a GenBank genome assembly